AAAGUUGUAUCAUUGUGUUCCUCCAAAAAACCCAUCGGUGGAAGACUUUUUUCGCGGCGGUUUGGUUCCUCUUGUUUUAUCCACUCCUUGGGAAACCUCUAGUCAAACCUGGAAGUUUCCUUUUCAAACCAUUCGAUCAUUUCUUCAUCCCGUUGCCUUUUCUCUGUUCUUGAUAGCUCUUAUUUGGUGAUGAGAUCGUUUCUUGGUUAUCUACAUCGUUGAUGAUCUCUCGUCAGGCUGUUUGAUCGUGGGUCGGCUGCUGCAAGUUCAAGGACAAUAAGGCAGAUUUUUGGGGACAAUCAAACAAAAAAUCUUAGUAUCCAUAUUUGGUCUUUCCUUCUUAGCUCUGGGGAACAAUUAAGCUGGAUCAAGCUAAGGAUUCGAGAGUCUAGCACUUAAGAUCUCUGGGUUGGUGCUCUCAGUCACUGAAGGCUAACAAACAACAAACCUGCUCUGUAUCUCAUACUGCUAAUGGUUUGUGAUAGCUAAGAAGGAUAUCAGCUCACUAGGCAAACCUUCUUUCUUACUGACAGUGAAUCAUCUAUCUCCUCUGGAAUAGAAGUUGACAGAAGGGCUCAAGCUGUAGAUAUUUACUAAGACCACUAUGCUUCUAAAGGGGUUUCACAAACUCUUCCUGGCUGUGGAACCAUAUUAACCCCUGCUAACAGAAAAGCAUCUGGCCAUGGCAACAUUUUCUUACCUAAAUGUUCCAGAGAAGAGAAAGUUCAUUUAUGGUGGAUCAGAUCAGCAUCACCAUGAGAUUUACAGCCAACAGUUUUAUCCUAGUUCUGUUGUAGAUGAGUUUGAUAUACGACCCAACUUCCACAAUCCGAAUGAUGCUUCUAUGAAUGAAUUGAUUUUUCAAUAUCAAAACACAGCUCGAUAUCAGUCUCUAGCUAGUUCUGAUUCUUCUGAUGCUACUCAAGACUUGUCUAAUUCCUCAGAUUCAUCUAUAAGGAGACAUCUUCAAAAUGUUUCCAGUCCAGAGAUCAGCCUUAUCUUGGACACAAGUUUGGAAGAUUGUGAUACGGGUGAAAUUAAGAAGAAGCUUGAAGAAAUUGAAAGAAAAUUAAUGUAUGAUGAUGAUGACAGAAAUGAGUUUGGUGAAGGACAGGAAACUUGUAUGGAUGGAGAAUGGGCUGAAUCAAUUGAGAACCUUUUGCUGUCAGACUCCCCAAAAGAAUCGUCCUCAAGUUCAAACCUCAGUGGCAAUAAAGAAGCAUCUACUGCUCAAGUCACCAGUCCUCUCAAGUGUUUGCAUGAAGUAGUGACAACCCCGAAGGAGAUGCUUUACAAGUGUGCAGCAGCAGUAUCUGAAGGGAGACUUGAAGAAGCUUCUAAGAUGAUCAAUGAACUGAGGCAGAUGGUAUCAAUUGAAGGUGACCCUAUACACAGAAUUACAUCUUACAUGGUUGAAGGUCUUGCUGCUCGUCUUGCUAAUUCUGGGCACGGCCUCUAUAAAGCUCUCAAAUGCAAAGAACCACCAACUUCAGAUCGUCUCUCUGCCAUGCAAAUACUUUUCGAAAUAUGCCCAUGUUUCAAGUUUGGAUUCAUGGCAGCAAAUGGUGCGAUUGCUGAAGCAUUCAAAGAUGAAAAGUGUGUGCACAUAAUUGAUUUUGACAUAAAUCAAGGAACCCAGUAUGUAACUCUAAUCCAGGCCCUCUCUACCCAGCAGAGCAGUAAGCAGACCCGUAUUAGAAUCACAGGUGUGGACGAUCCUGAGUCUGUGCAGCGUGAAGUUGGUGGUUUGAAAAUCGUAGGACAAAGACUCGAAAUGCUUGCAAAGCUAGUGGGUGUGCCAUUUGAAUUUAGAGCUGUACCUGCUAAGACGUGUGAUGUGACUCCAGACAUGCUGGACCUUCAUCCUGGGGAGGAGGCAUUGGUGGUCAACUUUGCGUUUCAGCUUCAUCACAUGCCAGAUGAGAGUGUCUCCACGGUGAAUCAACGUGAUCAUCUUCUCCGGAUGGUAAAGAGCCUGGGUCCAAAACUGGUGACGGUUGUGGAACAGGAUGUGAAUGCAAACACAGCACCCUUCUUGACUCGGUUCCAUGAGGUGUACGAGUACUACUCUGCUGUGUUCACGUCAUUAGAUGUGACAAUGCCGAGGGAAAGCCCUGACAGGAUAAAUGUGGAGAAGCAGUGCCUUGCACGUGAAAUAGUAAACAUAGUAGCGUGUGAAGGAGAAGAAAGGAUAGAGCGGUAUGAAGUUGCCGGAAAAUGGAGGGCACGAAUGAUGAUGGCAGGAUUUGAGCCAUGUCCGCUGAGUAGUUAUGUGAACGACACAAUCAAGACACAUCUGCAUAGGUCUUACUGUGACAGAUAUAAAUUAAAGGAAGAUAAUGGUGCUCUUUACUUUGGUUGGGAGGACAAGAACCUAAUUGUAGCCUCAGCUUGGAGAUGACGAGGCCGAUGUUCUCCUAUAAAUAACUAGUUUAUCAGAUGUAAUGGUUGGUAACGUAGAUGUUCUCUCUAUUCUUAUGUUUGUAUGCAUGCGUGUCUGAUUUGUAGGCUGAACAAAUAUGGAAUCAUGGCAAAUCUAGUUUCCUUUA
Messenger RNA from Nymphaea colorata (pocket water lily), 2549 nucleotides. RefSeq names its product scarecrow-like protein 1. Gene Ontology annotation, cellular component: nucleus. Lineage: Eukaryota; Viridiplantae; Streptophyta; Magnoliopsida; Nymphaeales; Nymphaeaceae. Gene Ontology annotation, biological process: regulation of DNA-templated transcription. Bases 683 to 2401 code for a protein of 572 amino acids. The record is from RefSeq and is a predicted model, not a curated record. Gene Ontology annotation, molecular function: sequence-specific DNA binding; DNA-binding transcription factor activity. The transcript is spliced from 3 exons.